AUGACGAACUACCAAUCCCGGUAAUAUUCUUGUCGGCAUUGUCGGUGUAUGUGUGUAAAAAUGGCGACUCUAUAUCGAUAUAUAAGACAAUUUGGAAAAAGUUUAAUGAUAUCCGAACCUAAUCGAAAUAUAUCACUGUCUGCAACGGCACGUUUAAGAGAAAUAAUCGAGAAGAAAGAAGAUAAUGUUUUAACCAUCCAAGGUCAUUACGUACCUCACAAGAAGGAACACCUACAAUUGAAAUUGAAAUCCAAUGCGUGUCCCCUUUGUGCCACAAAACUUGACGUUAAGCACACGGAUGUUCUUAUACUAAGUCAAUUCCUGCGAUCAGAUGGCUGUAUACUACCACGUAGAAUAACAGGUUUAUGCGAUGUGCAACAAAAAAGGAUUUCUGUUCUGGUAGCUAUGGCUCAGAAAGCAGGCUUAAUGCCAAACUUAGCCCCCAAAUGGAGCCGAAAGAAUCCUAAACGUAGACGAGACUGGAAAAAAUUUAAUACAUAUUUCGAUGAAGACACUAUCCGAUAUAAAUAUUGGAAAUAAUAAAUAUAUAAAGCACAAAAUUGUAUAAAUAACUUUUCUAGUUUAAUUAUUAUGUGGAUGAAACAAUAUUUUCGAAUUCAGAAAAAUAAGAAUAUUGCUAUGAAGUAGAUGCUGCUACCCGUUAAGAGAUAUAAUGUUACUGAAUUUUUUUGAAGUUAUUGUGUGUGAAUUAAAUUGAUUGAUCCUCAAAA
Molecule: messenger RNA, 731 nt
Organism: Formica exsecta
Lineage: Eukaryota; Metazoa; Arthropoda; Insecta; Hymenoptera; Formicidae
Gene: mRpS18A
Product: 39S ribosomal protein S18a, mitochondrial
Exons: 4
Coding region: 49-540 (163 amino acids)
Biological process (GO): mitochondrial translation
Cellular component (GO): ribosome; mitochondrial small ribosomal subunit
Molecular function (GO): structural constituent of ribosome; small ribosomal subunit rRNA binding
Source: RefSeq, a predicted model, not a curated record